GCCAAGCGCCGGAGACCUGGGGUUGGGCAGAGCCCAGUUCCGUGCAACUUUCAAGUGAGUUGCAAACUCCGCCCCGAGGCCGGUGCAGGUGUCCUGGCGCACUGGGGCCGUGGGGACCCGCACGAACGCAGGCUGCGACCAGCUACCCCUUGCCCGGGACCCACAGCGCCCCUGGCAAGGGCCGAACGCCUGGUUCUCCGGGGCAGGAAGUGCGCGUCGGAGCCGUAACUGCCCGAGCGGCGGGGCGGAAGAGCGUGCCGGCCGGUACCGGCUCCCAACUCGGUUCCUGCCUGCCCCGGCCCACUGGUCUCCCCAUUCUUCAGGCUUCCAGCACUGCGGAGUUAGUGGGCGGUGGGCUCCGCCUCCACCAAGAGGCAGCCCGAGCGCCCCUGUGGUUCCCACACCUCCACUGUUAAUCCCAUCCCAGCGCAGGCGUGAGCGUCCCUCUGGGCGUCUUCCUGGAGGGAUCUCCCUUCGCUCCCGAGACUGCAGGAUGGUGUCCUGGAUGAUCUGUCGCCUGGUGGUGGUUAACGGACCUGCGGGCCUGCACAAGGCAUUGGGCACCGUGUGCUUGUCCCCCUGCACUCAAGCCUACUUGGCUGAUGGCGACCCCCUGCAGUCGCACACACACUGCAGGCAGGCUGGUGUUUGGGAUGCUGUACCCAACUUAUGCUUCCUACAAGGCUGUGAAGACCAAGAACAUUCGUGAAUAUGUUCGGUGGAUGAUGUACUGGAUCGUCUUUGCGCUCUUCAUGGCAGUGGAGACCUUCACAGACAUCUUUAUUUCCUGGUUCCCUUUCUACUACGAGAUCAAGAUGGCGUUUGUGCUGUGGCUGCUUUCGCCCUAUACCAAGGGGGCCAGCCUGCUUUACCGCAAGUUCGUCCACCCAUCCUUGUCUCGCCAUGAGAAGGAGAUUGACACCUACAUCGUGCAGGCCAAGGAGCGCAGCUACGAGACGGUGCUCAGCUUUGGGAAGCGGGGCCUCAACAUUGCCGCCUCGGCUGCUGUGCAGGCAGCCGCCAAGAGUCAGGGCGCACUGGCCGGAAGGCUGCGGAGCUUCUCUAUGCAGGACCUGCGCACCAUCUCCGAUGCCCCCGCCCCCACCUACCAGGAUCCCCUCUACCUGGAGGACCAGGUACCCCACCGCAGGCCACCCAUCGGGUACCGGGCAGGGGGCCUGCAGGACAGUGACACCGAGGAUGAGUGUUGGUCAGACACAGAAGUGGUCCCCCAGCCAUCAGCGCGGCCCCGAGAGAAGCCUCUGGGCCGCACCCAGAGUCUGCGUGUGGUCAAGAGGAAGCCGCUGGUGCGGGAGGGCACCUCGCGCUCCCUGAAGGUUCGGACGAGGAAGAAGACCACGCCUUCAGACAUGGACAGCUAGGGUCUGCGGAGCCUGGCCCGGUCUUACCUCGUGCCCUGCAGGGCGUUGGGACUGUUUGGAGGGGACCUCUGGCUGCACGUCUGGCCUGCCUGCACCAGCUGCCUGCGUGCUGCCCUCCUGACUCUUGCUGUCGGUUACGGGCCACGUGUGGGGCUGCACCCAUGAUGUACCAAAGCAGGCUGGGCUCAGGGUUCUAUUUAUUGUCCUCCUCGCCCCUCUCCCUUCCCAGGUAUGGAACCAGAGCCCUCCCCAGACCCCUGAAAAAUGAAACCCAAAGCCCACCCAGCUGUGUUCGUUCCUUCCUGUCCUUCAAAGUACUUCACAGCCUUCUCCAAGGCCGUGUGUGUGUCCUGGUUGUAUGGUUUGUGUUGGUGAAUGAGGCCAGGUUUGUGGAAGUUUUGAUAAAUAAAUGCGUAAAAGUG
Balaenoptera acutorostrata (minke whale) is the source of this 1804-nucleotide messenger RNA. It is a transcript of the gene REEP4, whose product is annotated as receptor accessory protein 4. NCBI's taxonomy places the organism in Eukaryota, Metazoa, Chordata, Mammalia, Artiodactyla, Balaenopteridae. Gene Ontology annotation, biological process: endoplasmic reticulum tubular network organization. Gene Ontology annotation, molecular function: microtubule binding. The record is from RefSeq and is a predicted model, not a curated record. The transcript has 9 exons. Gene Ontology annotation, cellular component: endoplasmic reticulum membrane; cytoplasmic microtubule; endoplasmic reticulum tubular network. The coding region runs from base 603 to 1382 and encodes 259 amino acids.